AUGACCCAGGACAUACGUACCGUAGCGAUUGUUGGCUGCGGAGUGAUUGGAAUGGGAUGGGCAACUCUGUUUCUGUCAAGGGGGCUCAAGGUCAUCAUCUCUGACCCCGCUGAAAAUGCGGAAAAUAUCCUCAAAGAAUAUUUCGAGCAGUCAAAGUCGUAUCUGGAAGGGUUUGGGGACUAUGAUGAGCUUGUCUCCAACUAUGAGUUUGUUAACGACAUCACACCGCGGUUAGCUGAGGCCGACUUUAUCCAGGAGAAUGGACCUGAGAGGCUUGAGUUGAAAAGGGGCCUUAUUGCAACAUUGGACAAACAUGCUCGGCCGGGUGUUGUGAUAGCAUCGUCCUCAUCCGGCCUGCCAUCUUCGGAAUUUAUACAGCAGUGCACGCAGGAUUCCACCCGUGUACUCAUCGGACACCCUUUCAACCCGCCCCACCUGAUUCCUUUAGUCGAAGUCGUUCCUCAUCCCGGCACAAGCAGUGAGUCUGUCAAUAUCACACUGAACUUCUACAGAUCUGUUGGGAAGAGGCCGAUACUUCUUCAUCACGAAGUCCCUGGCUUUGUAUCGAACCGCCUUCAAGCUGCUAUCAACAAUGAAGCGUAUAGUCUUAUCAGCAGGGGUAUCGUGUCUGCGGGGGAUCUCGAUGCAGCUGUCACAUCUGGACCUGGACUUCGUUGGGCUCUGACAGGCCCCAUUGCGACAAAUGCUCUUGGUGGCGGUGGCGGACCUGAAGGAUUUUCACAGCGUAUGGAGAGACUUGGGCCGGCGAUUCGUGGAUGGGAGGAUGAUAUUCUGAAACAUAGUUUUGACUGGAGCGAGCGGAGGAUGCUGGCACUCCAAGAGAGCGUGGACAAAAGCUUGGGAGCUGUUGAUUGGAAUAAGUUGGUGGAAGAACGAGACUUGGUGCUACUCCAGCUUUUGGCUGCGAAGGAGAAGAUGGCUUCUAUCUCAACACCGUCAAGUCACUAA
Fusarium proliferatum ET1 is the source of this 969-nucleotide messenger RNA. RefSeq lists its product as uncharacterized. Gene Ontology annotation, molecular function: oxidoreductase activity, acting on the CH-OH group of donors, NAD or NADP as acceptor; NAD+ binding. The record is from RefSeq and is a predicted model, not a curated record. The coding region runs from base 1 to 969 and encodes 322 amino acids. NCBI's taxonomy places the organism in Eukaryota, Fungi, Ascomycota, Sordariomycetes, Hypocreales, Nectriaceae. The transcript is spliced from 2 exons. Gene Ontology annotation, biological process: fatty acid metabolic process.